GGCAGGCGCGCAGGUGGGAGCCUGCGGGUGUCUGACGAGGAGGCGGCGACUCUGAACGGGGCUGGAGCGGACACGCGGGCAGCCGGGGGGACGAGGAGGAAGGCCCCUGGUCCGGAGAAGAAGCGGGGAAAGUAGCGCUUUGGAGCAUUACCGCUAACGCAGAGCGGCCGGCAGGUGGCCUGGGGAGUCAGGAAGGUGGCGCGGCAGGCAGGGCCUGUGUUCCGUGCGCAAGGGUGGAGUUUGUGCGCGAGACCCUGGCGGCGCAGGAGGUUUUCGGAAGCGGCGUGGGCUGUGGUCCUGUUUGUGUUUUGUCGGGGGAAUAGGAGUUGGGCCGGAGGGCUCAGGGUUGCGGGGAAGACCGGUGAGAAGCUGUUGUGAUAAUCCAGGCCGCAGGAGGUGACGCUCUGUAGGAACAAAAAGGAGAACUGGAGGGAGGGAGAGGAUCUUCCCUGGACUACGAAGACCCCGCUUACCGGCUCCCGGCUUGGGCGCCUGAGCCGCUGGUGACAUUACUGGCCAGAAUAGGAAGUCUAGAAGGAAGAGCAGGCUUAUGUGGAAGAUAAUACGGUCACGCCGAGGGGGAGACAUAGAGGGACCGCCCAGAAGAGGGGCUUCUGGAAAUAAACACCUGUUUGAAAUGUAGUGCAAACUGUGGUCGUGGGGGGGUCACCAUUUGUUCAGUAAAUUUAAAGGUUUCUCUGUGCAAGGAAGGUAGGGGACUAGGUGCGGGGGUUGGACCCUGAGCAAGACAGAUGUGGGUCAGGCGUUCAUGGAGCCUCUUCCCUGGCAGACGAGACAGGCACUAAUGCACACCUAUUUUAUUAUGGUUGGGGUAAGGGCUCGGGAGAGGCACAGGUUCUAGGAAUCUGUGGGAUGGGCUGGGUGAUUGUGCCCCGGGCUGAGGCAACAGAACCUUCACCAGAGGAAUAUUCACCAGAGGAAUACAGAGUGUAAUGCAGUGUGGGCUGUGUUCUGCAGAAUGAGAGAUGUGGGAGGGGCGGCCAGUUGGUUGCAGCACUCCAGGCAGAAGCAACAAAAUAGGUGGUUGGAGAUGACAGUUUCCAGGACCCGGAAGAUCCACCGAGCUGGAGUGCAGAGAGCCAGAGAAAGGAGAAGCUUCAAGAGGUGAUUAUCAGGAAAAGUACCUCAAGACCAGACAUCAGAUCUUCCAGUUUUCAGAAGACCGUGCAGUCUUCUCGAGUAAUGAAGAACGAGGCAUGUUGUCCCGGGGUUCUGCAGUGAAGCUGACCCAGUGAGAAACAGCGAAGUCCAGUUAGAAUAGCAGCAGUAGUCAUGGGACGCUGAAACAAAGCUCUGGACCAGUGGUGUUGGCUUUCCUGCUGCUUCUGUGCCCCACACGUACACGUAGGUCACCUCGGAAGAACACGGCCUCCAGUUUAUGGCAUUUCCUCACUGUGGCCAAAGGAGUGCCGUGUGCUGCGUGACGCAGGAUGAGUGGAAACUAGAUGUGGCUGCAGACAGCUUCUUACCAAACCCAGACUCUUUCCUCAAGGAGCCCAUGAGGAGCGCAGUGGACAGGAAGAAGCUGGAGCAGCUGUACGACAGGUACAGAGACCCACAAGAUGAAAAUAAAAUUGGAAUUGACGGGAUUCAACAGUUUUGUGAUGACUUAAACCUAGAUCCUGCCAGUGUCAGCGUUUUGGUUAUAGCGUGGAAGUUCAGGGCAGCGACGCAAUGUGAAUUUAGCAAAAAGGAAUUUGUAGAUGGCAUGACAGAGCUUGGGUGUGACAGCACGGAGAAGCUGAGAGCCCUUCUGCCGAGACUAGAGCAGGAGCUGAAGGACACGGUGAAGUUUAAGGAUUUUUAUCAGUUUACCUUUACCUUCGCUAAGAACCCCGGGCAGAAGGGUUUAGAUUUAGAAAUGGCUGUUGCAUACUGGAAUUUAGUAUUAUCUGGAAGGUUUAAAUUUUUAGAUCUUUGGAACACCUUCUUACUGGAGCAUCACAAAAGAUCAAUCCCAAGGGACACUUGGAACCUUCUGCUAGAUUUUGGAAAUAUGAUUGCAGAUGAUAUGUCUAACUAUGACGAAGAAGGAGCAUGGCCUGUUCUCAUAGAUGAUUUCGUGGAGUACGCACGGCCAGUCGUUACGGGCGCUAAGUGCAGCCCUUUCUAGGCAGGAAAUUAAGAU
Messenger RNA from Callorhinus ursinus (northern fur seal), 2149 nucleotides. It is a transcript of the gene DCUN1D2, whose product is annotated as defective in cullin neddylation 1 domain containing 2. Gene Ontology annotation, cellular component: ubiquitin ligase complex. The record is from RefSeq and is a predicted model, not a curated record. Gene Ontology annotation, biological process: protein neddylation. Gene Ontology annotation, molecular function: ubiquitin conjugating enzyme binding; cullin family protein binding; ubiquitin-like protein binding. Lineage: Eukaryota; Metazoa; Chordata; Mammalia; Carnivora; Otariidae.